AUGGUGCUCCAGCUCCACUGCGCCACACCGACCAUCUCUCCGCCUGCCGCCCGCCCCUGCCACCUCCACCUCCACGGCGCCAGCGGAGCGCUCCCGCACCCAGCGCGCGGCCUCGGGCACCUUCCCCGCCUCCUCCUCGUCAGCGUCAAGGACGCGCGCGCGGACGGAGCGGUCUGCCACGUGAGGCGGCAGGUGCGGUACGACGAGGACGACGAGGAGGAGGACGAAGAGGAGUGGGGCCACAACGAGGACGUCGCGAGGAUGGAGCGGUACACCGAGGACGCCCGCGACCAGGCGCUCCUGGUGAAGGCCCGGGUUGACGACGAGGUCGAAGUCGUGCUCGUCUUCAGGGGCUUCUCGUCGAACUUAAGCGGGGGAACGGCCGCGGAUCCGUCGAGGAGCGUCCUGCCGGAGAGGGCGAUCAUACAGUCGAUCGACGUGGUGAGGGGGCCGUUUGACCCCAACAACAUCGAGUACCUGGAGAAGGGAGUGGAAUGGGACGACUUCAGAGCCGCCUGUGAUAGCACUAGCUGCCGUAGCAGGAAAGAAAUGCACUGCAAGCAUUCUUCUGUUGUUCUUUAA
Miscanthus lutarioriparius is the source of this 582-nucleotide messenger RNA. The record is from the annotation of a GenBank genome assembly. NCBI's taxonomy places the organism in Eukaryota, Viridiplantae, Streptophyta, Magnoliopsida, Poales, Poaceae.